AUUCCCUAUGUUGUUUAGCAAUUUCAACAGCUUUGAUAUUUGAUAGGUAAUUCGGUUAUAAAUGAAGUUGAACAACGCUCAUUGCGCUAUUACUGUUAUGCAUUUCUUUGGAACAAUGUGUUGGACUGCUCUUUUGGUGUUCACUGUGGCUGUUUCUUUGACCCUGUCUCAAGCAGAGUCGGACUCAUCAUCACGUUUCGUCAAAGAUAUCGAUGGUUACAUGAGCGUAUGUCAACGUCUUGGAUGGGAACCGAAAAAAGGCUGUUUUCAACAAGAACGAUUGAUCGCCUUCCAUGCUGCUCUAAAGCAUAUUCUCCGAAACCUUCCAGUAAAAACCACAUUGAAGUUUGAUGACGUUUUGUUGAACAAAGGAAACGCAUAUGAUCCAACCACGGGGGUUUUCACCGCACCGGAAGACGGUGUCUACUCUUUCGAAUGGACCUUCCUUAGCAUACAAAAAUCAAGCGUUUACUUGGAGAUAGUAGUGGAUGGUGUCAGGAAAGCAAUUACGUGUAUCAAUCAGCAAGGAAGCUUAUACAUUAGUUCAUCGGGACACUUGCUUUAUGAACUGAAGGAAGGAAACAAGGUCUGGAUCAGAACUUCCCAUGUUACGGCCGGUUACCUGCAUGGGAACAAGUAUACAUUCUUCUCUGGACAGAAAUUAAAGUCAUUCUAAAAAGCAUUUACUUUGCUCGUGUGUAUACAUAGUGGAUGAAAUAAAUAAAUUCCAAUUUGUUA
Ostrea edulis (European flat oyster) is the source of this 738-nucleotide messenger RNA. RefSeq names its product complement C1q-like protein 3. The transcript is spliced from 3 exons. Gene Ontology annotation, molecular function: protein binding. The coding region runs from base 62 to 676 and encodes 204 amino acids. The record is from RefSeq and is a predicted model, not a curated record. Lineage: Eukaryota; Metazoa; Mollusca; Bivalvia; Ostreida; Ostreidae.